Venturia canescens is the source of this 1207-nucleotide messenger RNA. RefSeq names its product BCAS2 pre-mRNA processing factor (gene BCAS2). The coding region runs from base 143 to 889 and encodes 248 amino acids. Gene Ontology annotation, biological process: mRNA processing. The transcript has 3 exons. The record is from RefSeq and is a predicted model, not a curated record. NCBI's taxonomy places the organism in Eukaryota, Metazoa, Arthropoda, Insecta, Hymenoptera, Ichneumonidae. Gene Ontology annotation, cellular component: catalytic step 2 spliceosome; precatalytic spliceosome; Prp19 complex.
UGAGUGGCGAUUCGAGUAACUUCGAACAAACAUUGAAACAUUGAAAUCGCAUUGGAAUACCCAAAAAAAUCAAAGAGUUUUGACAUUUCCCCCAAUUUCCUCUGACUGUUAUUGUUUAUGAAAAAAUUCAUAAUUAUCAGAAAUGGCUGGUGAAGUUAUUGUUGAUGCGUUACCGUAUAUUGAUCAAGGAUAUGACGAGCCUGGUGUCAGAGAAGCGGCUCUUGCUAUGGUCGAAGAAGAAACUCGACGCUACAGGCCUACAAAGAAUUAUUUAGAACAUUUACCUCCAUUGAAUAUUACUACGUUUGAGACUGAAAUAAUGAAACACGAAUUCGAGAGAAUGCAAAAUCGUUUGCCAAUGGAAGUCCUGAGUAUGAAGCGUUACGAACUGCCACCUCCUCCACCUGGAAAAAUGAACGACCUUGCUGCCUGGAACGAAAGUGUUGAAAAUAGUAGCGCACAAUUGGAGCACCAAGCUACACGGAUAUGUAAUUUGGAAUUGAUGAUGGAUUAUGGAUGCGAAGCAUGGAAAGCUUAUCUCGAAGUGUUGGUACAAUUGGUAAACGAGGCACAAAAGCAAUUGCAAUCCCUUCGAAAAAAAAUACAAGAGGUCAAUUGGCAGAGAAAAUCAAUGCAAACGCAAGGCGGAGAAAAAUUGAGAGCACUUGAGGCUCAGUGGGUGGGUCUGGUGUCAAAAAAUUAUGAGAUCGAGCAGGCCUGUGUUCACAUAGAAGAAGAAAUGUAUAAAUUGAUGACGUCAAAGGUGUCGGAAGCUCAAGAAAUCGCUGACGUACCCAGCGAGGAACAGGAGCCAGCAAUACCAGAAAAUAAUGCAACUGAAACAAUGGCCAUGGAUGUUGGCAAUAAUCAAGAAGCAGAGCCUGCGUGAUCAUUAGACUAACUUGAGUGUUUUAAUGCAGUGAAUGAUCCAAUCAAAAUGACAAUUAUGGAAAAACCAAAAAAUCUAUUGAAAACAUCAAUUUGUAUACCUCAAAACAAAUAUGAAACAAACCCAACUGUAUCAUUGGACCUUUCAUACGUUUUUAUAUUCGUUCAAAUAUUUUGCAUUCGGGUGAGUUCGAUUUCUGUUUUCGGUCAUAGGUUUUCAAAACCAAAAAAUCUUGAUUCGAACGAAUAAUUAUCCAAGACCAUAGUGGAAUAAAUGUAAAUACAGUACGAAUUUUAAUAAAGCACAAUUUAUAUAUCA